UGAAAAAGUUGUCGUCCCACUGCAGAAAAUUGAUCUGCUGGUCGAGGACGUGCUGGUGUCACGAACCGCGACCAGAAAUAGAACGACAAGCGACUACACCGCUGGCACUGGAAAUCUUCAUCCUCGUCGGAGGCAGCAGGAUCAUGCUGAUCUUCUUGAUGGUGCAGUUGAAGCAGGAGCAGAACGAAGUAAACACGACGAUGCUUUCGAUCUGCUCCGCACCAAGUUGCUCACCAUGUUGCAGAAGCAGAUCUGGCAGUCCAGUUUCCGCUUGAGAAUGGAAGAUCUCUCUGUUUCAGUCGACCACGAAACGCGGUCUGUGUUUUUACACGCGGAUUACAAGCAUCUACUCGAGCACCCACGACACGCUGCGCGGGAUCAUCAUCAUAAUUCGCAGCCGAGACGACGACGACGACGACGAGCGGCGACCAGCAAAAAUGGAGGAUUAUCUUCAGAAAACGAAAUCGUGGACCACAGACCGUUUGAGUUAACCUACGAAUUUCAAUUAGAGGAUUACGUCGGUAGUUUUCCUUCUACUGACGAACACCAUGUUUUUGCGGAACGACAAGUAGAACGACGACCACGACAUGCUGGUCAUCUUCCGAGCAGCGUCCGCGGCCGAAACAGCAGAGUGGAAGAUCAUGAUGAAAGACGGAAGCAGAAAGAAAUUGUGGAGGAAUGCGCGAGGCGGAAAAAGCUGCGAGAAGAGGAGGGGGACUAUGGAAGUUCUCAAACGUUAUAUUCUCAAUUGUUACACGAAUUUUGUGAUGCAAAAACAGCAUAUAGGGGAAGGGGCAAGCACAAGCUUGCAAGUCUCGCAUCACAAAUUUUGCGCAGAUUUAGAUGCUAACUAGCCCUUCGAGCAUUUGUCAUGCGAAGCAGCUUGAUCGUCUAGCCCUAGCGGUAGCGGCUCAAGGUCAUUUUGCAUGAAGACAAAUCAUGUAACAGUUGAGAAUGUAACAUUUGAGAACGCCAUAACGACUAUGCGCGCAGCAUUGCGGGGCGGUUGAAGUUCAAAAAGUUGGCGAUUUCCAUGGCGGUUGAAGAGAGUGAUUUGUCCUUGUCGAGGACAGCAAGUCGUGUAGGAGAUGCGUCUACUGCUGAAGAUCAUGUGUCCACCGAUCAGCAGGACCAGGUUUUCCACAGUGGUACAACUGCUCGACGUGUGACCACAGGAGCGCCCUCAAGAGAAGCAAAAUCCAGAAAGCUGUCUUUUCGAGUCAAUUUUGAAGCACCGCAGUGA
Messenger RNA from Amoebophrya sp. A120, 1243 nucleotides. Lineage: Eukaryota; Dinophyceae; Syndiniales; Amoebophryaceae. The record is from the annotation of a GenBank genome assembly.